AUGUCCAAUGCCCCGACACCAGACAACCCGACACUUAAUGCUACUGUCUAUUGGUCUAGACUGUUGAUCGACGGGCCAGACACACCACGUCUUUUGCGUACUUAUCAGUCCUGGAAGCCUUGGAUCCUGUCCAUUGGGGCCUACUCCCCUCCCAUUGAUCCAUUACAUUGUACCUAUAAUUAUUUGCGCACACCUGAUGAACAGUACCAACAAGCAUGGGAGGAGGAAAAGGAGGGUCAUGUUGAACUAUUGGAAAUAACUGACCUAUAUGUUGGUGCGGCUGGAGUGGCCGCAUCUGUCUCGCUUAGCCCAGAUCAGCUAGCCUGGUUUGUGGAAGCUACUGGCCACCCAACUGUUCCCCACGUCACACUAGCCAUAGGAAAAGGAUAUGAGGCUAGGUCUUUGGGCCCAAUGGUCAAGGAAGCCAUGACCAAUACAUAUGUUCCCACUGAAAUUCCCUGUCUAAGUAGGUCAUUAGACGGCUUUUACUGGAAAAUUGACAAUCAAUCCAUUGACAAAGCGGUGUUGGAGGAACAAUUGCUGUCCAGACACCAUGGUAGAGAACACACUAACCACGAACUGACUGAAAACUACCUAAUUAAAGUUCCAGCUCACAUUUGGACCAUUGACCCAUUUGAUGUAGGUCUGGUGACACACCACUCCAUUAUGGUCGGUUUGAAGCCUGGUGUGUUCCCAGUAUGGAAACCUCAGUAUCCUUUGAAACCAGAACAAUCUCUAGGUAUAAAAGACACCAUAGCUGGACUACUGACAGCUGGUGUUCUCAGAAAAUCCAAUUCUGACUGGAACACCCCGAUCCUACCUGUCUCCAAAGGAGAGGGAAAGGGAUGGCGUAUGGUGCACGACUUAAGGGAAAUUAAUAAAGCUACUGUUACUGAAAAUAUCCCUGUCCCAGACCCAUACUUAGCUUUGCAAAAUCUGACCCCUGACCAUUGUUAUUUCACUGUUAUCGAUUUGGCAAAUGCAUUUUUCUGCCUCCCACUGGCCAGCUACUGUCAACAAAUUUUUUCUUUCACAUAUGAGGGACAGAAGUAUACAUAUAACAGAUUGCCACAAGGUUACAAGGACAGCCCAGGUCUGUUCAAUAGAGCCCUUAAAGCUGAUUUGUCCAGCCUAACCUUACCUGACAAUACGGUGUUAGUCCAGUAUGUUGAUGACCUACUGAUAGCAGCCCCUGAUGCAGACACCUGUCUAGCAGCCACUGUCUCCUUGCUCACGUUGCUGGCUAACCUUGGAUACAAGGUGAAACAGGACAAAUUGCAAGUUGCUAGACCAGUGGUGACUUUUUUGGGACGCCAAAUUUCGGCCAUUGGUCACACUUUGACUGCUACACAACGUCAAUCCAUCCUGCAACAUGGUAAACCCAGUACAGUUCAGGAUCUACUAGCGUUCCUGGGGUUAACGGGCUACAGCCGUAAUUUCAUUUUUGAUUAUGUGGGUUUGACGCAACCUCUUAGGGAUUGUUUGGCUAUGGUGGGACACAGGAACCUUAAAGCAAAACUAAUCUGGACCAUUGACGCCGAAAAAGCUUUCAUUGACUUAAAGCAAGCCUUGGCGCAUGCUGAACAUUUACAGGCCCCAGAUUAUGAAAAACCCUUUUUCCUAGAUGUUUCUGAAAGGAACGGUAUUGUAAAUGCCGUUCUCUUUCAGAAAGGGGGGAGGGAAAGUAAUAGACAGAUUCUCAUGUACUAUAGCUCAAAACUAGAUGUAAUGGAACAGGGCCAAACACAUUGCACUAGACAAAUUGCAGCUCUAGCCAAGGCUGUUAACAAAACUGCUCAUUUAGUCAUGUGUCACCCUCUAGUGAUCAACACGAACCAUGGUGUUGUUGCCUUUCUUACUUCUACAGCAUUCACUCUUUCACCCACUAGGAAGAUGAGGAUCAGCGAUACGCUGACACAACCACACAUCACAUUCACACACAAAGAUACGGUGAAUAUGGCAAAACAAUUACCGCACACUGAUUUGGAACCACAUGACUGUGAGUUUGUGGCCCAGAGGGACCUGAGACUCAGGGAAGACCUCGGUAGUGACCCUUUAGAAAAUCCUGAAGUGGUAUUUUUUUGUGAUGGUUGUUGUUAUAGAGGAGAAGAGGGAAAUGUGGCCUCAUUUGCUGUAAUUGAACAACAGGGGAAAGGCUUUGUCACUAGAGUAGCAGAAAUCAUACCCCAGCCAGCGUCAGCCCAACUUGCCGAAAUAGUAGCACUUACAAAAGCUUUAGAAUUAGGAAAGGACAAGGUCCUAAAUGUUUACACAGACUCUGCUUAUGCCCACUGCGCAGUCCAUGUGGAUGGACCGCAGUGGAUGAGGAGAGGAUUUGUGACCUCUCAAAACACUCCUGUGAAACAUGCAGAAGCCCUAAAAGCCUUAUUAAGUGCUACUUUGUUGCCCAAACUAGUAGCUGUAAUUAAGUGCAAAGGGCACUCCAAGACAAGUGACUUGGAGGGACUGGGAAACAAUGCAGCAGAUGCUGCAGCUAAAAAGGCAGGAGGUUACACUGUACAAAUGACUGUAAAGGCUGACGUAAGAAUACCUGACUUAUCACUUGACAAUGUGCGUGAGAUGCAACAGAAAAGUGGUGCCUAUGAGAAAAAUCAGUGGUUAGCAAGGGGAGCAGUAGAGAGGGAUGGAAUCUGGAGAUCAGUAGAUGGGAGGCUUGUGGCUCCAGCAGAGCUAUGCACCCUGCUAAUUAGACAAGCUCAUGGACCCACCCAUGUGGGAGCCAGACGAACCAUGAAAGAAGUGGCAUUACACUGGUGGCACCCAUAUCUGAUGGCAAUGGUGGAAAAUUAUGUGGAAGAAUGCCCUACUUGUUCAGAGUUUAACAUCAAGCGUCCCCUUAAGAGACCCAUGGGACAUUUUCCAGUUCCAGAUGCACCUUUCAAGGAGAUUUGCAUUGAUUUUACAGACAUGGGACCUGAUAAUGUGGUAAGGGGAUUUAGGUACAUUCUGGUAAUGGUUGACAGAUACACCAGAUGGGUGGAAGCAAUACCCUCUAGACGAGAGGAUGCUAAAACAGUGGUGAAAUGGCUCAAGAAUGAGCUCAUUCCACGCUAUGGAGUACCUAAACUGAUCAGGUCUGAUAAUGGCACACAUUUCACAAGCAAGCACUUGAGGGAAGUGGAGGAACACUUGGGAAUAGUGCACAAAUUUGGAGCUGUCUAUCACCCCAGCUCCCAGGGACUAGUAGAAAGGGCAAACCAGACAUUGAAAAGCAAGAUCGCAAAGAUCUGUCAUGGGGGAAAACUUACAUGGGUAGAUGCACUACCGCUUGCCCUUAUGUCCAUGAGAUCAGUCGAACGGGAAAAAACGCAUUUGUCUCCACAUGAGUUGUUAACGGGGAGACGGAUGCCAGGGCCCUCUAGGGAUAAUGUUACAGGUCCAGUUUUGGACCUUUGGCAAACAGAGGAAGAUGAGUACAUGCGGGCUCUAACUAAUCUUACUCGAGUUUUGUCUACACAGGUCCAGCGGAGUGAGCCCCCUCCGAAACCACCAGCAGAUGACAGCGAGUGGCUGGAGUUUAAAACUGUCAAGCCUGGCGACUGGGUACGGGUGAAAGUCCACAAGAGAAAGUGGUCUGAGCCCAGGUGGUCGGGUCCGUGGGAAGUCACUGAGGUAACAACCCACACCGUCAAAGUGAAAGGUUAUGUUGAGAAUCAUGGCUCUCCAGGCUGUGGGAACUGCACCACUGUGCACUACCUGUUCCCAGAAGUGAAGCAGAAGGUGGUACCCCCAGCAUACAUGCCCUACAGAGGGAACUAUACCUGUUUCGCUAGGAACACGGGGACCGUUGAGGUGGGUCAGCUGAAGUGGUGUGGAGACACCGUGGACGCAGAAAACACCUCAGACGGACUUAUUGAGACUACUCUCUCCAACGGGAGUGACCUGAAGUCCCAGUUCUUUCAGCAGCAUACUCCCCUAUUAGGACUACAGGAGAUAGAAGAAGUUGAAUUGGAGGAAGUUUGA
Molecule: messenger RNA, 3984 nt
Organism: Trichomycterus rosablanca
Lineage: Eukaryota; Metazoa; Chordata; Actinopteri; Siluriformes; Trichomycteridae
Product: protein NYNRIN-like
Exons: 4
Coding region: 1-3984 (1327 amino acids)
Biological process (GO): DNA integration
Molecular function (GO): nucleic acid binding; RNA-DNA hybrid ribonuclease activity
Source: RefSeq, a predicted model, not a curated record